This is a messenger RNA of Aspergillus calidoustus, 1200 nucleotides long. The record is from the annotation of a GenBank genome assembly. Lineage: Eukaryota; Fungi; Ascomycota; Eurotiomycetes; Eurotiales; Aspergillaceae.
AUGUCGACAUAUCCACCACUACCCAUCGUGACACAGCCAUUGAACCUCGCGGAUAAGCUGUCCCUUUCUUGGCGGCUUCCUCUAUUGCUCAUCCGUUGUGCGGUAAAGCUUUCAGCCUUGUGCCUCUCGCGCGGCGACAUUUCCCUCAUUCAAUGGCGCCAGAAGCUUGCACUUGCCUUCCUGCAGGCGCUCGAAGCUUCUUUGACAAGAAAGCAGCGGACUGCGUAUAUACGGAAAUUAUCAACAGGCGAGGGUAUCCAGAGAUACUGCCGCAAGCACGACUUGAGCCAUAGAGUCGUCGUUGGGAAUUUUCCUACCCAGAUCGACGACCAUGGUGCCCCGAUCACGAUACUUCAUUUCGUCAAAGAUGCAUCAGCACGGGCGGGCGGGCCCACAAUACUUUACUUCCAUGGCGGCGGAUACCAUAGCCCUAUUCGCGCGGCGGGCCACGCCCCGUUCGCAUUACUCUGCGCUAAAGCCUGCAAAGCGUCACAGGUCGUGUUCUUAGAGUACUCUCUUACCCCGGAGCAGCCAUACCCGUGCCAGCUGAUCCAAGCUGUGGAGGGCCUGCGGCUCCUUCUCGAGGACGAGAGCAUCCAAGCAGAGAACAUCAUUCUCGCUGGUGAUAGUGCAGGCGGACACUUGGUUGCAAGUCUGUUGACUCACAUUGUCAAUCCUUCGCCGUAUGCGGCGCCGAUAGAUCUUUGCGGUGGUCAGUUUAGGGCUGUUGCUCUUGUAUCACCCUGGUUGGUGAUGCCCACGGAUGGGCAUGAUACUGCGCGGUUCCCGCAAGCACCAAAUGACUGGCUAUCGCGCGAGACGCUGGCUCUAUUCACGGAAAUGUUCAAACCUACACUGGGCGAGGUCUGGAGUAACCCCUGCGAGGCGGCGGGCGCUAGUGAUGUGUGGAAGAAGCUCUUUCCCGGCAACGGUGGGCGUGCAGUAUCUCGCAGAGUAAUCUUGGCUGUGGGGACAUCGGAGUUGCUGUUUGAUUCGUGUGUGAAGUUCGGCAGGGACUUUGUAGCAUUUGAAAGCAUUUGUAUUGAUGGUCAGGCGAGUGUGGAGUUGCUCAAGGAAAAGGACUUUGUUCUUGCUAUAGCUCCUGGAGAGACGCAUGUUCAGCCCGGUGUCGACUGUGCGCUGAAGUAUCAUGAUGGGCGGAUGUUGAAGGCGAUACUAGCUUUUCUAGAAGCUUGCUAA